Vicia villosa (hairy vetch) is the source of this 1332-nucleotide messenger RNA. RefSeq names its product embryonic abundant protein VF30.1-like. NCBI's taxonomy places the organism in Eukaryota, Viridiplantae, Streptophyta, Magnoliopsida, Fabales, Fabaceae. The transcript has 3 exons. The coding region runs from base 64 to 1140 and encodes 358 amino acids. The record is from RefSeq and is a predicted model, not a curated record.
AGCAAUUCUUAGUUCAUACCUAAACAAUCACGGGUUUCUACUUUCUACCACCUCACAGCUUAAAUGGAGUUUACGCAUCUAUCUCUUUUAGCUCUAUUUUGUUUAAUUUUUGUAGGAACCAAUGGAUCUAAAUCAGGAGAAGAAUAUUGGAAAUCUAUUUGGCCGAACACUCCUAUACCCAAACCUCUUUUGGAUCUACUGCUGCCUGAUAGCAAAACCAGUUUGCCUAUUAGAGAUCAUGAAGAGAAUCAAUAUUGGACUGUCUUUUUUGAACAUGAUUUAUAUCCCGGAAAAAAGAUGAGUUUAGGCAUCCAUAAACAUUCAAAGACACAGAUGUCUGUCGAAAAUACAAAUCAACCUUUUGGAAUCAACACAUGGUGGGAUAAAAAAUCAAUUGAAAAAGCCAAUCAAGCUUUUGAAACUCACAUGGCAACUAAUAAAGCAAUUGAUGAUGAAAUUAGGAAACCGAUUGAAACUUUUGGAAUUCUUAUAUGGACUGGUAAACCAAAUCAAGAUAUUGGGAGUCGUACAAAAAUUGAUAAAGCAACAAGAGAAAAUAUUGAAAAAACAGACCAACCUUUCGCUACUCGCAAAUGGAUUGAUAAAAAAACUAAAAGAUUAAGUCAAACUUCUACGAUACCCCUAUGGACUAAAGAAGAGAUGCGCAUUUUUCAUGAUUAUUGUGGAAAGCCUUCCCCAAUCGGAGAAGAUAAAUAUUGUGCACCAUCCUUAGAAUUGAUGAUGAAUUAUGUCAUUUCUAAACUUGGAAAAAAUAUUAAAGCAAUGUCAAGUUCCUUCGCUCAAAGUCAAGACAAAUAUGUGGUGGAGGAAGUGAAGAAAAUAGGCGAUAGAGCAGUGAUGUGUCACAGAUUAAAUUUAAAAAAAGUAGCAUUCUAUUGCCACCAAGUCAAUGCGACAACGACUUACAUGGUCCCGUUGGUGGCUUCUGAUGGAACUAAAUCUAAUGCAUUAACUAUUUGCCACCAUGAUACAAGAGGUAUGGAUCCUAGUAUCAUUUAUGAAGUUCUUAAGGUCAAACCAGGAACUAUUCCAGUUUGUCAUUUUAUUGGCAAUAAAGCUAUUGCUUGGGUACCCAACAAAGAUGUAACUGAAGCCAAUGGCCAUCCUUGUGUCAUAUAGUGGAUAUUUUCUAAUUUAUAAGCCUCUUAUGUUGUGACUUAAGUGUGAUAUACUAAGACAAAUAUGAACCAAAAAUAUCAUACACUAUGUAUUGAGUUUUAUCCAUGUAUUUCAUAUAAAACUAGUUGGAACUAUUUGUUUGUUAUUAACUGUGAUAAUAUGAAUGGCCAGUAUGUUGUACUUUUUAUUGAA